AAAACAUGACGACAACCAUUGAUGCUCCAUCGUUCGCAAAGGCCAUUGUGCGGCAUCGCCGCCUCGCCUAUUCAAAUGCGAUGUUAUGUAACUAUGUAUCUGGAACACAUGAAGUGCAAACGAGUGCAAUGCGACGAACGACCACUGCCACCGACGAGUAAAUUGUUGCCCACGAGACAAUCGUUGAAGGUCUAUAUAUUUUAUUUUAAACAAUUUUCGGGGACAUUUAUUGUGAUGCAAUGUCCUAAGUAACCAAUGUUUUAGUACUUUUUAUUUUUAUUUUAAUGGGUUCAUUUUGUUUUUAUAACCAGGCGUAGACUGAACAAUAGUUCCUACAUGUCUGCGGAAAAAGACCUCCCUAGCGUGUAGCCAUUAGGGCUAUCGUUCAAUUCAUCUCAGCCUGCAUCGGGGCUAGUCACGUUCUCGCACCGUGGAGUCGCGCAACCAUUUCAACUGACCAUCAGUUCCAUAGUGUAAGUUCGCCGAAUAUUUUCGCAUCGAAUCUGUGGUGAGCCCCACCUGGCUGGUAUUCAUACUUCAGUGGCAUAAUUAACUAAUUUGCUUAUGGCUGCAAAGAAGACAUAGGCCAAUAUUCGUUGUGGAAAAAAGAGAAGAUGAUCAUGGCCGUUGGCGAAAAUUAUUGGCCCUCUUGUUAUGAUUUUAAAAAGUAAACAAAUAAAUAAUAAAUUGUGAAUGCCGAUUAGACGUAGUGGGAAUUCUAAAUUACAUUUUUAAAUCAUGGAGCUAGCAGUUAACGUUAUCGAAAGGAAGCUACAAAUAUGUAAUAGCUAUCCAGAUCACGUUGCAUCUGAAAGUACUGCUAAGAUUAAGAGGGAGAUAGAGGACGCUGACGUCACACCCGCGGAGCGUGAGUCACGGUGGUCGGACGACACUUCUGCACAGGACCAAGUCUGGAGAGAUCGAGCGAUCCAUACGGAAGAACACUUUGUGCUUAACAAAACUGAAGAAGACUUUAAAAGUUACCUUAGCUUUGACCUGCUGCCCAGUUGCAGCGUGUUGUUGCAAAGGGUGAAGACAGAGCCAGAGCUGUACGAACAGAGUGCAGCAAGCACAAACCAUUUGCCUGAAUCGUCUCGUCGUGAAGACAACACGUUAGCUGACGAAGAGAUGAAGUGCAAGCAGAGGCCAUUCACUCGCAGAUCUGUCAGGAUUGCCAACACGCAGAAAGAUAAUUGUGCUUCCUACCGUAUAGAAAAACCAUUUGCAUGUUUAUUUUGUCCGAAAGAGUUUUCUCGAAACUACCAUUUGAAGUUGCACAUGCGUAUUCAUUCGAUGGAGAGACCUCACACGUGUAAGUUUUGUCGUGCUCAGUUUAGCAGGAAAGACGGUUUGUUGUUGCACAAACGCACCCAUUCCGGGGAACGGCCGUACCAUUGUUUGUUUUGCGGAGCCAGGUUCGUUCAGAAAGUUCACCUGAGGACGCACAUGAACACUCACUUGAGCGAGAGAUACUCGUGCUCCGAGUGUGACCGGCAGUUCUCCCAGGAGAUAUAUUUAGUGAGGCACAGGCGUAUCCACACCGGCGAGCGGCCGUACUCGUGUCCGGUUUGUCGCGCCAGGUUUGCCAACACGAGCUCUGCAUCCAGGCACAUGCGCAUUCACACCGGGAAGAAGCCGUUCGCAUGCGCGGGUUGCGGUGUCAGAUACGCUCUGAAAGAUAAUUUGAAAUUACACGUGCGCAAAUGUUCUAGUAAAAGAAAAUAAUUUCCCAUUUCCACAUGUUCAAAGGGUGGAUGAAAGCUUUCGGGUUCUCCCACCAGACCGGGAGCUUGUUUGUGGGAACAUGUUGUGUGUUAGGAUGUGACUGAAUACAAUCUGUGCUUAUAAUGUAUAUUUUUUACAGUUUAUAAUGGCUGCUUUAGUUUUAAAGAUAGUGAACAGAUUGUGUUUGUAGUGUAGUUAUUUUCUGAAGGAGGUUUGAGAAGGAAACUAAUAUAGUGGAAUUUUUGUUGAGGAAGCACAAUGCCUUGUCGGUUGCAGACAUGCUCUUGUGGCUCACUGCAAACAAAAAAAAAAAUGUCUGUUAGUGAAACAAGUGAACUAGUUUCGCUUUGAAAUACGUAGCUUCUCUCUAAAAAUUAUAUAUUAAAUUUUUUUGGUUUGCUCUAAAUUGUACCACUCCAAACCUCCGGCUAGCUUACAUUGCACAUUUAUGAACACUUUAUCAAAUAAGUUGGGCACUUUACAAUAUUCAAAUUACAAAAUAACUGUCACUGUCGAUGAUUUGUUACUGAAACGUCUCUCUGGCACAAACUGUUUUUUACAGGUUUUUUUUUAUUAAUACUUGGAAAAUUCACAGUCAUCCUGGCCGUCAUCGUGCGACCAUGAGCUCAAAUACAUGUUGAAUAUACAACCAGGUCACGCAGAAACUCUUCACUGAUUGCAAAACGGACUCGGUCCUCGGAACAGUGACAAAUUCACUCGCUUAUUUCUUUGGGCUAAAACCUAAGACUGUGAUCACUGAAUUAUAAAUAUGUAAAAGUUAAAAAGACAAAAAAGGUUGAUUAUAAAAGGGAGCACCCGGCCCAUAGCUACAAUAUUCUCUCAUCAAACCAUUAACACGGUACUAUGAGCCACCCCGACAGUCAACAUCUCAGUACCUUGUACAGACUUUGACUGAAUGACAUGACUGUCCUCUGUCCUGGAGAAAAAAAAGGGGCACUUGUGCAACCUAACUGUCAACCAAUCACAAAAAUACAUGGGAAAAAAAUCAGCCAGUCUUCUUCUCUCAUGCUCUGAAACCUCUGUGUGUCUCUAAUUCUUACGCAACUGGCAAACUAUUGUAUCAACUCGUUGAACAAAGAACCAUGGCCAAAAAAAUACAAAAGAAAAUUAUGUGAACAGCAUUUACAAAUAAAGAAGAAAAAAAUCAACAUUUAAAAAAAUACAUUAAAGCACUACACAAAUAAAAAGGUAAAAAAAAAUCUCGGAGAUCAUUCAUUAUAAAGCAAGCAAAUCAUCAGAAAACCUUAAAAAGCAUGAAAUAAUGCAAAUUAUGAUCAUAAAACAUGUGGCAAACACACAAAUACGUCUCAAAAGGAACAGAAGCUGGUAAUUAUGUAUCAAACAAUGUAACCAUAGUACUGAAUAUGAGACAACAUAAUAAACAGUAAAUUAAACUGCUUAACAAGUGGGGAGGGCAGUGGUCCGGGUCCCUACGUGUCUAAAUUAAAAUGCGCUUGCCGAUGCGCUAGUGAGCAUUUUUGAAACUGUGAAGUGAUGAAAGUUGCAGUCUGUAACUUCAUAGUGCUGUUGUAACAUUUAUCUUUUAUAUAGGUUGUAACUGUAAGGUUUUUUUUUUUUUGCGAAGAUUUAUUUUGUAAAGUCUGAUGGAUAUUUUGUACCUGAAUAGUGUUAAAAAUAUUGAACAAAUAUAUUUUUAAUAAGGUAUGUUGGAAUGUGUUGGUAAGCGUGCCUUAUGAAAUAAUUGCAUGAAGUGUUUUCUGCCUUGUUAAGUUUCCUUGUUGAACUUUAUCUUGUUCCAGCAUGUUACUUUUUUUGACAUGCCUCUCCUCUAAAUGCAUUGUUUUCCUUGAGAGUAAAAUGCUGUGUUAAUGAAAGUAAGUGCCUUAGUAUCCGGAGAAAACUAUUUGAACAUAAUACAUAUUCAUUAUGGCUUUUAACCAAAUGGACGUUAUUAUUCAGUGUCAAAAACUUUGCAGGGUGAUCCAGAAAUAUUUGCUUCAUUCAGCUACUUAUGUAUAUUAUUAUUUACUGCAAAACCUCGAUAUUUGGGAUGUCAAGCUCAAAGCCAGGCCAGAGUAACGAGAAUCUGGAUUAGCCAGAGAAUUCAAGAGGAAUCUUUAUGACAACAUAACUUACACAAUAUGUGUUUUUAUUUUCUGAAAUUUUUACAGACAAAUUUGAACUCUGUUUAAUUACAGAGCUUAAAUUUAUUUGUUUCUCUUAAUUAGUUGGGGUGUUCUGGAGAACAGAGUGUAAGAAGGCUGAUGUAAUCAAUGAGGUUCUAGGAUAUGGUAAUGCAAAUUUAAAAUUUUGUUUUUGAAAUAUUAUUCAAAUAAUUUUUUUCAUUCUGAAUAUGUAUGGCUGUUUUCGUGUUACUGCCCAAAGAAAAUGCAGUUCUAAAACUGUGAAUAUUAUUUCAUUUUUGUUAGGAUCACAAAUUUUGUAAUGCAUUUAAUCAGUGUUAAGUUUUGAAUCUUUUAUAUAUUUUUGUUUAAAAAUAAUUUAAUGACUUAUUACUAAAUGACGUAUCAAACUUUUGAAUGUUAAGUUUUGAAUCUUUUAUAUAUUUUUGUUCAAAAAUAAUUUAAUGACUUAUUACUAAAUGACGGAUCAAACUUUUGAAUUCUACGCAAGUAGUUUCCAAGUCGAUCAGUGCUGCAUGUCAAAACAAAACUGUAACCGUGCCACUGUCAGGCUUGCUGCAGUAACAGUAAAAAGUUACUGAGAAUAAAAUCACUCAUUUUAGGAUAAUGUAAUGGUGCUUAACGUUUUUGGGGGAAAGAAAAGUAUUCUUCCCCAAUAUUUACAAACUACAUAGUAACAAACUACUUGCAGCCUGAAAGUUUGUGUGGUGAUGCCUUAUUAAUGCUAUCAGUACAAAGAUAAAUUCAUAAAUAAUCUUAAGACUUAAAUGAACCUUACAAAAUUGUAAUUAUUGUGAACAUACAUAGUUGUGUAAAUAUUUUCACAUAUACAUAAUUGAAUAAAAACUAGUUUUUAAAUGUCUUGUUAUUUCAUUCCACUUACUGUAAUACAUUCGGUAUUAAUAAACACCAGCAUACCGUAUUACGAAUUCGCAGUGUGACAUUGGAGCCAAAAGUGUGCUAAGGCCCAACCCUACGGUAAUGUAUGUGCCUAUCUUGGAUGUGCAUUAACCAACAAAGAAAACCACUCUUUAGGCAAGUUGCUUGUAUUACAAUAAUUCUUAGGUUAAAAUUACUGUUUAAUGAUGUAGUAAUUUGUGAACAGUACGUCCUUAGGUGCCUGUGAUA
Molecule: messenger RNA, 4979 nt
Organism: Bacillus rossius redtenbacheri
Lineage: Eukaryota; Metazoa; Arthropoda; Insecta; Phasmatodea; Bacillidae
Product: zinc finger protein 239-like
Exons: 3
Coding region: 739-1725 (328 amino acids)
Biological process (GO): regulation of transcription by RNA polymerase II
Cellular component (GO): nucleoplasm
Molecular function (GO): RNA polymerase II cis-regulatory region sequence-specific DNA binding; DNA-binding transcription repressor activity, RNA polymerase II-specific
Source: RefSeq, a predicted model, not a curated record